CAGGUUGAACAGCCUUGGCUUUGAGUUUGAGCUGCCUACUGGGUUUUGAGAUGGACUUGUCAUCAAACUAGAAAGCUCCUCCCAGGUUCCCCCACAAGUCCAUUUCUCUCCCCAUGCGGCAAAGUUGUUGCACAAAUCAAUAGUUAUUUUAGCAUCAAACAGCUUGACAACCAUACCCAAACCUCCUCCUCCUCCCUGUUUCUUCAAGCAAUUUCACAUCUCUCUCUAUAUACAUUAUACAUAUACAUAUAUAUAUAUAUAUAUACACACACACAUACAUACAUACCUUGAAAUGUGCUAAAAUUCAUACCAACAACCACUUUCCCCAGUGACAUCCCAACUAUCUCCUUCCAAUUAAGUAUAAUUCUCGUGUCUCUUCUCCAAUUGGGGCACACCCUUGGAAACUCUUCUGGGUUUUCUUUAGGUUCUCUGGUACUGUUUCUCUGUGACAUUAGAUUUGAUUUGUGGAAAGGAUAUAUAGAGAGAGAGAAAAAAAAUGAGGAUUUGGAGUUGGGUUUUUGUUGUGCUUCUUUUUUCUGGUCCUGCAUUGAGGAUUGGUGCUGUGGAGCUCUCUCGUGGUCAUCAAACUGAAAGAAUUUCAGGUAGCGCUGGUGAUGUCUUGGAAGACGAUCCAGUGGGAAGGUUGAGAGUUUUUGUCUAUGAGCUUCCAAGCAAAUACAACAAGAAGCUUCUGCAGAAGGAUCCCAGAUGCUUCACCCACAUGUUUGCUGCGGAGAUCUAUAUGCAUCGGUUCCUCUUAAAUAGCCCCGUUCGAACCCUCAAUCCUGAGGAAGCUGAUUGGUUCUAUACCCCUGUAUACACUACUUGUGACCUGACACCAAAGGGCCUUCCUUUACCCUUCAAAUCGCCCCGAAUGAUGAGAAGUGCAAUACAGCUUAUAUCUUCUAACUGGCCUUAUUGGAAUAGAACAGAAGGGGCAGACCACUUUUUUAUCGUGCCACAUGAUUUUGGGCCAUGCUUUCACUAUCAAGAAGAAAAAGCUAUUGAAAGAGGGAUUCUUCCAUUACUUCAGCGUGCUACCUUGGUUCAGACUUUUGGACAACGGAAUCAUGUUUGCUUAAAGGAGGGCUCAAUCACGAUUCCUCCAUAUGCUCCUCCACAGAAAAUGCAAGCCCAUUUGAUUCCUCCAAACAUUCCUCGUUCCAUCUUUGUUUACUUCCGCGGUUUGUUUUACGAUGUGGGAAACGACCCUGAAGGAGGUUAUUAUGCAAGAGGAGCAAGAGCUUCAGUGUGGGAGAACUUCAAGGACAAUCCACUUUUUGACAUCUCCACAGAUCACCCGGCAACUUACUAUGAAGACAUGCAACGAGCUGUUUUUUGUUUGUGUCCGCUUGGAUGGGCCCCAUGGAGUCCAAGAUUGGUUGAGGCAGUGAUAUUUGGGUGCAUCCCUGUUAUCAUUGCAGAUGACAUUGUUUUACCGUUUGCUGAUGCGAUCCCAUGGGAAGAAAUCGGUGUAUUUGUAGCAGAGAGAGAUGUUCCGAAUUUAGACACCAUUCUCACAUCAAUUCCACCAGAAGUAAUAUUAAGGAAGCAGAGAUUGCUCGCAAACCCUUCCAUGAAGCAGGCAAUGUUAUUCCCACAACCUGCUCAAUCCGGGGAUGCCUUCCAUCAAAUUUUGAAUGGACUUGCACGUAAGUUGCCACACGACACAAGUGUUUUCUUGAAGCCGGGUGAGAAGAUCUUAAACUGGACAGCAGGCCCAGUAGCUGACCUGAAACCUUGGUAGCUGCUACAUUUCUCCCCAUAAUCUCACCUACAAAUCCUCGUUGCUCUAAUCAAGGUGCCCAAUUUUCCAUCUGUAAGUGUUAAUUUUCAUUUUGCCAAAAUAUUGUAUUAGACUAUAGGUUUUAGUUUGAAUCAGUAUUGGAGUUUGAUGUCAAAGUUCUUGAUGAUGGUUUUUGUGGCACCUGGCUGUAAAGAUGUGAUGCAAUUUUUGAAACAGAAUCACCGGUCUUUUACCAAUUUAUUUGGUUUUACUGCACGUAGAGUAUCAUGAUCCUGUGCCUAAUAAAAUCUAUACUUUUGGCCAUUACUAGUUCAA
Messenger RNA from Cornus florida, 2062 nucleotides. RefSeq names its product probable beta-1,4-xylosyltransferase IRX10L. Gene Ontology annotation, biological process: plant-type secondary cell wall biogenesis; glucuronoxylan biosynthetic process. The coding region runs from base 497 to 1747 and encodes 416 amino acids. The record is from RefSeq and is a predicted model, not a curated record. Gene Ontology annotation, molecular function: glycosyltransferase activity. The transcript is spliced from 4 exons. NCBI's taxonomy places the organism in Eukaryota, Viridiplantae, Streptophyta, Magnoliopsida, Cornales, Cornaceae.